This is a messenger RNA of Synchiropus splendidus (mandarinfish), 2010 nucleotides long. RefSeq names its product syntaxin binding protein 3 (gene stxbp3). The coding region runs from base 28 to 1800 and encodes 590 amino acids. Gene Ontology annotation, molecular function: syntaxin binding. Gene Ontology annotation, biological process: neurotransmitter secretion; intracellular protein transport; vesicle-mediated transport. Gene Ontology annotation, cellular component: secretory granule; plasma membrane. The record is from RefSeq and is a predicted model, not a curated record. Lineage: Eukaryota; Metazoa; Chordata; Actinopteri; Syngnathiformes; Callionymidae. The transcript is spliced from 19 exons.
GCGCAAAGGAAAAACAUUAAAUCCAAGAUGGCGACCGGUUCUGAACACGGACUUAAGAAAAUAGUCUGGAAAAGGAUUCAGGAGACCAUCAUCGCAGACUGCCGGAAGUCGGAAAUAUGGAAGAUCCUGAUUCUGGACCAGUUCACCACCAGGCUUCUGUCCUCGUGCUGCAAGAUGUCAGACUUGAUGUCGGAGAAGAUCACAAUUGUCGAGGACCUGCACAAGAACAGAGAACCGGUUCCAGAAAUGAAGGCAGUCUACUUUAUGACACCAUCACAGCAGGGAGUGGAUGCAGUCGUCUCAGACUUUAACAACAAACCAAAGUACAAGUCAGCCAACGUGUACUUCACUGACUAUUGCCCGGACGAACUCUUCAACCACAUGAAGCGCCACUGUGCCAAGUUCAUUCGCGUGUGCAAAGAGAUCCACGUCAACUUUCUUCCUUUGGAGUCUCAGGUGUUCACAUGCGACUAUCCCACAGCCUUCUAUGACAUAUACAGUCCUCACAGCACCCACAAGAGCCAUGCCCUGGAGACACUGGCGGACCAGCUGGUGACACUGUGUGCCACGCUGGAUGAGUACCCAGGUGUCCGUUACAGAAAAGACGGGGGCACGGACAACGCGCGGGUUUUGGCCGAGCUGGUGGACAACAAGCUGAAGAGGCACUACGAGUUGGACGACAGCGUGAAGAAGGGAAAGACGGCCGCGCAGCUGUUGAUCCUGGAGCGUGGCUUGGACCCAGUCAGUCCCGUCCUGCACGAGCUCACCUACCAGGCCAUGGCCUAUGAUUUGGUCCCCAUCCAAAACGAUACCUACAGGUACAAGUCCAAGGAUGGCUCAGAGAAGCAGGCGCAGCUCAAUGAGGACGACCUGUUGUGGGUCAGCCUGAGACACAAGCACAUCGCUGAGGUGUCUGAACAAAUCCCCAAGUUGGUCAAGGAGAUCUCAGCGAAUAAGAAGCAACCAGAUGGAAAGAUCACCAUCAGUAAUUUGGCUCAACUGAUGAAGAAGAUGCCAUCGUUCCGUAAACAAGUAACAGAGAAAACGGUUCACCUGCAGCUGGCUGGAGAUUGUAUGAAGCACUAUUCCAACAACGUGGAGAAGCUUUGUAAAGCUGAGCAGGAUCUGGCUGUGGGGUCGGAUGUUGAUGGAGUCAAAGUCAAAGACCCGAUGAGGACUCUUCUCCCAGUGCUUCUGCACCAUUACUCGGUCCAUGACAAGAUCCGGGCUGUUCUGCUCUACAUCUUCAGUGUCAACGGGACGACUGAAGAAAACCUGAACAAGCUGAUUCAGCACGUGAAGAUUGAAGACGAGCGAGAAUUUAUUCUGAACUGGAAACUCCUGGGAGUCCCCAUCAUUACCUCCGCCAGUUUGUUCUCACGUAAAGUGUCCAGACGAGACCGGUCCCAGGAGGAGACUUACAACCUGUCGCGCUGGACGCCGCUCAUCAAAGAUGUGAUGGAGGAUGUGAUGGAGAACAAGCUGGAUGCAAGAGAGUGGCCGCACCAGUCGGAGUGCCCAGCAGCCUGGAACGGAUCAGGAGCGGUCAGCGCCCGGCAGAAGAAGUCCAGCGCUCAGGAGGAGCGUCGCAGUGGAUCCCGUCUGCUGGUUUUCAUCAUCGGCGGUCUGACCUACUCUGAGAUGAGAAGCGCCUACGAGCUCACCAAGUCGCUGAAAUCCUGCCAGGUGCUCAUAGGCUCUUCCCACGUUGUCACACCUGUACGUCUCCUAGACGACAUCAAAGCUCUGAGCAGGAGACCGAUGGAGCCCUUCACCAUUGAGGAGAGGAGCACUGCCUGAACGUUACAUGACCAUUUCCUGCUAACACCUAACUGCUGCCUCUCUGCACUGACUCUAUAAGCACAGCAGACUUUUCACAUUUCUGUCCCUGUCUGACCAAACAGGAAUGUAAAAUACCCCUGAACUAACUUAGUUCUGUGCUACUUCCUGUGUGUGACUAAUAAAGUUUUAUUCACAUGUCAAUACAAUUAAACAGUUACCAACUUUGAA